This is a messenger RNA of Ctenocephalides felis (cat flea), 958 nucleotides long. RefSeq names its product syndecan-like. The annotation marks the transcript as partial. Gene Ontology annotation, cellular component: cell surface; membrane. The record is from RefSeq and is a predicted model, not a curated record. Lineage: Eukaryota; Metazoa; Arthropoda; Insecta; Siphonaptera; Pulicidae. The transcript has 2 exons. Gene Ontology annotation, biological process: cell migration.
UUAAAAACGAGGACAUUGAACCGACUCUUACUAAGGAAAACGUUAAAGGAACAAACAGUCAAUUGCCUACAACUCACGACAAUAACGAGAUCGAACUGAUCGAAUCUGGUUCUGCGAACACUGGCGUGGGGUCGAACCCCAGUGCGACAGAUAACGACAACGUCCGCCAAAACGGGAACGAGGUGUUCGUCAUGGACCCCAAACAGGUCGACCCCUCGGCCAGCUUCUUCGCCCAACCUGGCAUAUUGGCUGCCGUGAUAGGUGGAGCCGUAGUCGGUCUGUUAUGCGCGAUACUGGUAGUCAUGUUCAUAGUAUACAGAAUGCGUAAGAAAGACGAAGGCUCAUAUGCCUUAGAGGAGCCCAAACGCUCACCAGCCAGCAACACAUACGCUAAGAAUUCUAAUAACCGUGAGUUUUAUGCCUGAGAGGCUGUGCUAUCCGUUAUCGGGGAUUCUCAGUUGACAUCCACUAUCAAUACUUUUGUACCAGCCUAAUAUCUCAAUUAUGCACUUAUUGACAAAGAAUCUGUGAUCAGGAAUCAUGCACAGAACUACAUGAUAUUGUGCUUUGCAGUACUUAGCAAAGGACUUGAAGUUUGACAAUUGGGCACAAAUGUUUUUGUAUGCAUUUCAUAAUUGUUUAAUGAAACAGUAACUAUAUUAUAUGUCAUGAAAUAUUAUUUAGCGACUGGUAGAUUUGAUAUCGUGUCAGAAUCACUCAAGUCUUUGAAUAAGUAAAAAUGCUGCUAGCAAAUGCUGUUUACUGAUAUAAGUUUUAUUUGAACUAUUAUUUAUUUGUUGUUAAAUUCAACUCUAUAUAAUAUUCUGUAUAGGUUAAGAGUCCUAGUGGCUUAUUAAUAUAAGAUGGUACCUAUGGUUAAAAUGAUAUUUUGAAUUUAGAACAGAACAAAAAUAAUUACAAAGCAUUUUGAGUAAUAAUUGUACAUUAUUUGCGUAAC